GACAAACUGCGGCGAAACGCCUCGGCAGAGGGUGUGCGCAAAACGCAGAUUUAUCAGGGUCUUGAGUGUGAGGUUCUCGUAGGUGUCCACGAAGUUAGUCAACAGAAUGUCAUCGAAGCGGUCGAUUUCUGUCCUGAGCUGCUGAAGGAUUGGUUCGUUGGAGGCCAUCUCAUGCGCCUCGCGCGGGAGACCCAUACUGAAGAUGAGACCAACGGGAAACGGCAGCUUGCUGAUCUGGUUGUGCAUGAACUCUCGGAGACGGCUCCGGGCGCGAAAGUUUUGGGUGGCGCUUUUAACGAUCACCACAAACCGGUAGACCUCCGUACCGCGUUGGUCCUCGGUGCAAACACUUUUGCUGGUGUUGAGAACUGA
Molecule: messenger RNA, 372 nt
Organism: Dibothriocephalus latus
Lineage: Eukaryota; Metazoa; Platyhelminthes; Cestoda; Diphyllobothriidea; Diphyllobothriidae
Source: the annotation of a GenBank genome assembly